UCCCUUUUCUACAGAGUAGAGAUAAUUGCGACCUCAUUAUAUAAAGUUAAAUAUUAAAUGAAGUAAUCGAUCGCUUGAGAUAAUUCCAUGGAGAGCUAAAUGUUCAGGUAAGAGAGAGAAUUUAAACUCAGGUGUGUGUGUGUGUGACAGAGAGAUGACACUGGGGCUGAUCAAUGCGAAUCCUGUGGUUCACGCGAAGAAGGAGAGGAUCGCCCGACCUGAGUUUGAUCUCCACUCCUCCACUGAUGACUCUGUUGAUCCUCUUGAUAUCUAUGAUUUUGUAAGGGAUAUUAGAGAUCCAGAGCAUCCUUACUCAUUGGAACAACUCAGCGUUCUCUCCGAGGAAUCAAUUACCGUCGAUGAGAAACUUGGACGUAUUCUGAUAACUUUCACUCCGACGGUGCAACAUUGUAGUAUGGCCACAGUUAUUGGUUUGUGUCUGCGGGUUAAGCUGAUGCGCUGUUUCCCACCACAUUUCAAGGUUGAUAUCAAUGUGGCCCCUGGAUCUCUUGCAGAUGAAGAUUCAGUAAAUAAACAACUGAAUGAUAAAGAGAGAGUUGCUGCUGCCCUAGAGAAUCCCAACCUUCGUCAACUUGUGGAUGAAUGCCUCCAGUCUAAUGAACUCUAAUAAUCUCAUCCAUGCAAGCCUGCUCCUUGCAGGACUUCUUGUACAGUGACGACUGUUUGCUUUGCUAUCUGUAGGUGUACGUAUCUGAGAUGAAACUAUGGACCUUCUCAGCCAUGGGUGGGCUGAAAGGAUUCAACUGAAAGGGACCUGUUAUCAUGUUCCUUUUGUAUAUUUUUGUGUUUCUUAUGUGUUUCUAGUUAUAGAGAGAAUAGGGGUGAGAUCUUGAUCGAUGAGGACAAUGUGUUGUGUCUGUUUUAUUCGUAUCUCGACAUGGUAUAUCUUACCUGUGAACAACCUCUUUUCCAUUAUAUCUCUUUUCUGGCAUGGUUUCAUGAACAGGGCUGUUA
Messenger RNA from Amborella trichopoda, 975 nucleotides. Lineage: Eukaryota; Viridiplantae; Streptophyta; Magnoliopsida; Amborellales; Amborellaceae. The record is from RefSeq and is a predicted model, not a curated record.